Molecule: messenger RNA, 1650 nt
Organism: Nicotiana attenuata
Lineage: Eukaryota; Viridiplantae; Streptophyta; Magnoliopsida; Solanales; Solanaceae
Exons: 4
Coding region: 1-1650 (549 amino acids)
Biological process (GO): DNA integration
Molecular function (GO): nucleic acid binding
Source: RefSeq, a predicted model, not a curated record
AUGAGAGGUAUCCCACUAGAGAUAGCAUCCCACAGACUAAGCGUUAACCCCAAGUUCAGGCCCGUGAAGCAAAAAAGGAGACCGCAGUCCGAGGUGAAACACGCCUUCGUCAAAGAGGAAUUGGCGAAACUACUUAAAAUUGGAUCCAUCAGGGAGUGCCAUCGUAUCUGCGCCCUGACGACCUAUCCCCUAUGGAGUAUACUUCAUAAACCCGAGCUAUCAGGUCGAUUGGCCAAAUGGGCUAUCGAACUCGGAGGGUAUGACAUCGAGUAUCAACCUCGAACAGCCAUUAAGUCCCAAAUCCUGGCGGAUUUCGUGGCCGACUUCUCGUCGGCCGUCGUACCCGAGGUAGAGAAAGAGUUUUUAUCAAAAUCAGGAACUUCCUCCGGGGUAUGGACCCUGUUCACGGAUGGCGCCGCGAACGUAAGAGGGUCCGGACUUAGUAUAGUCCUGAGGCCGCCUGUCGGCGGCAUAAUCAGACAGUCCAUAAAAACCACUAAACUGACUAACAACGAAGCCGAGUAUGAGGCUAUGAUUGCAGGUCUAGAUUUGGCCAAAGGUUUGGGAGCUGAGAUCGUGGAGGCAAAACGCGACUUGCUCCUCGUGGAUGCAAAGGUAUUUGGACAAAAUCCAAAUCGCGUUACGUCGCUUCAAAGAAUGGACUUUAGUACACAUACCCGAGAUCAAAAUUGCGAGGCUGAUGCCCACGCAAACUUGGGGUCCUCCGCCGAAGAAGAAGACCUGCUCCCCGGAACCGUCGUCCAACUGUUCGAAUCGGCGGUCGAGGACGGCCACGCAGAAAUCAACUCCACCAGCCUGACAUGGGUCUGGAGAAACAGAUACAUCGCUUACCUGAAAGACGAAAAAGUACCCACGGAUCCAAAAGAGUCAAGGGCCCUGCGAACCAAAGCAGCCCGGUUCCCACUCGACAAAAACGGGGCCCUUUACAGGAGAACAUUUGAUGGUCCCCUGGCGAUAUGCUUGGGACCAGGCGACACAGAAUACGUGCUUCGAGAGAUCCAUGAGGGCACAUGCAGAAAUCAUUUCGGGGCCGAUUCCUUGGUCCGGAAGGUGAUCCGAGCGGGCUACUAUUGGGAUAGCAUGGAGAAAGAUGCCAAAGAAUUCGUCCGGAAAUGCGAAAAGUGUCAAAGGUUCGCCCCCAUGAUCCACCGGCCUGGAGAACAGCUGCAUUCCAUUUUAUCACCAUGGCCAUUCAUGAAAUGGGGGAUGGACAUUGUCGGUCCUUUACCAACGGCGCCAGGCAAGGUAACGCAGUUCCUUGAGGACAACGGAAUCAAGAGAAUCCUGUCGACACCAUAUCACCCGUGUGCAAACGGUCAAGCCGAAUCUACAAUUAAAACCAUCAUUCAAAAUUUGAAAAGGAAGCUGGAAAGCGCCAAAGGGAAAUGGAGGGAAACGCUGCCCGAAGUACUGUGGGCAUACCGAACAACUACGAAAUUGAGCACCGACGAGACGCCUUUCUCUCAAGUAUACGGCGCCAAAGCACUGAUACCGGUGGAGGCCGGAGAGCCAAGCGCCAGAUUCCAACACAUCGGCGAGGAAUCAAAUAACGAAUCUAUGGCAACGGCCCUCGAACUCCUCGACGAAAAACGGGAAGCCUUGCUAGUUCGGAUGGCUGCCCAGAAAUAG